Molecule: messenger RNA, 513 nt
Organism: Daphnia carinata
Lineage: Eukaryota; Metazoa; Arthropoda; Branchiopoda; Diplostraca; Daphniidae
Exons: 4
Coding region: 9-317 (102 amino acids)
Source: RefSeq, a predicted model, not a curated record
CACGUCAAAUGUCACAUCAACUGUCUGCUCUUUCAGAAGAACAAUCAACUGUUGUGCUCUCCUCAACUUCAAAGAUAUUACCAACUACCAUGGCUUCCAUGAAGACUGCAGUAUUCCUAGUCGUUUUGGUGGCUGUAGCUUACAGCAUUCAAACGGCUAGCGCUGUGCCCGUCAUCGCUGCCGAAGACAUGGCCGUCGCCGCUGCUCCGAGCGCCGUCGAUGCCGCAGUCGCCCCAGUCGCAUCCGAUUUGGAUGUUGCUGAGCACAAGAAGAAAAAGUACAGAGGCGGCGGCGGAUCCAGCGAAGAAGGUCGUUAAGCGUUUAGCCCAUCAUUCCUAGUUUCUAAGAAACCCACAGGCAUUUCGAGCAGGAUUGACAACAAGAGAAAUGCACAAGGUGGAAUCCUCUUCAUUUAUAUGACAAAGACUUAUAUGAUGUUAUUUGUGCAAAACACAUUCAAAGUAUAUAUAUAUAUAUAUAGAGAGAGAGAGAAUACAAACUAUUACAAAACUA